AGUAUCACUUUGUUAAAGCUGCUGAUCGGACGUGAUUUUCUCCUAUAAUUGCGCCGAAAUAAGCAACAAAAAAUAUAUAUAUCAAUUGGCUGACUACAUCAAUUUAACCCUAACUACACACCCGACACUAGUUUAUUAGUCGAGCAACAGCUGAACGAAGACGUAGACGCGUUACACAGUGAUUAGCUCAAUACGCACACAUAGAUAUAUCUGUGUGCACACGCCAUACAUACAUGUGCAUAUGUAUGUAUAGGUCCGCUUAUACGACUGUUACAGUCGUCGUCCCCGUCGUCGUGGCUUCCACUUCCAUUUUAACUUUAACUAAAUAAAACAAAUUAAGCGCUCGCGCAACGUCAACGCAAGACGUGUACGAAAAAGACAAAAAUCGAAUAAAAAAUAUAAUAUAUUUAAAUAUAAUCAAAAAUCUGUAAAAAGUCAUCCAAGGCGCAUGCACAGAUAUUUCAGCAGCGGAUCGUUCUUAAAUCAGAUCUUAAAUCAUGGCCAGUGAGCAACUCCCAGUUGAUGGGGCAGCAGCAGCCGCCGUUAGUGGAGACGAGCCCUUCCUGGGAUUACUUGAUGUGGCACUGCUGGCAGUGCUGAUCGGCGGUGCGGCCUUUUAUUUUCUGCGCAGUCGCAAGAAGGAGGAGGAACCUGUGCGCAGCUAUUCCAUACAACCCACCACAGUGAGCACCACGGCAUCGACGGAUAAUUCGUUUAUCAAGAAACUGAAGGCAUCGGGUCGCAGUUUGGUUGUUUUCUAUGGCUCACAGACGGGCACAGGCGAAGAAUUUGCUGGGCGUCUGGCCAAGGAGGGCAUUCGUUAUCGGCUUAAAGGCAUGGUUGCUGAUCCCGAGGAAUGUGACAUGGAGGAACUGCUGCAGCUGAAGGACAUUGAGAACUCUUUGGCGGUCUUCUGUUUGGCCACCUAUGGCGAGGGAGAUCCCACUGAUAAUGCCAUGGAAUUCUAUGAGUGGAUUACCAGCGGCGAUGUCGACCUAUCGGGUCUGAAUUAUGCGGUAUUUGGUCUGGGCAACAAAACCUACGAGCACUACAAUAAAGUCGCGAUCUAUGUGGAUAAGCGUCUGGAGGAACUGGGCGCCAAUCGUGUCUUUGAGCUGGGUCUGGGCGACGAUGAUGCCAACAUUGAGGAUGACUUCAUCACGUGGAAGGAUCGCUUCUGGCCCGCCGUCUGUGAUCACUUUGGCAUUGAGGGAAGCGGCGAAGAGGUGCUGAUCCGGCAGUAUCGCCUGCUGGAACAGCCCGAUGUGCAGCCGGAUCGCAUUUACACGGGUGAAAUUGCCCGUUUGCAUUCGAUGGAGAAUCAGCGUCCACCGUUUGAUGCCAAGAAUCCCUUCCUGGCUCCCAUUCGUGUCAAUCGGGAGCUGCACAAGGGCGGCGGUCGCUCUUGCAUGCACAUCGAGCUGAACAUUGAUGGCUCCAAGAUGCGUUACGAUGCCGGUGAUCAUGUGGCAAUGUAUCCAAUCAACGACAAGUCGCUGGUGGAGAAACUUGGACAAUUGUGUACGGCUGAUUUGGACACGGUGUUCUCGCUAAUCAACACCGAUACGGACAGCAGCAAGAAGCAUCCAUUCCCCUGUCCCACCACUUAUCGCACCGCUUUGACGCAUUACUUGGAGAUAACUGCCAUACCUCGUACGCACAUCCUGAAGGAGUUGGCCGAAUACUGCACGGAUGAGACGGACAAGCAGCUGCUGCGCAGCAUGGCCUCCCUGACGCCCGAGGGCAAGGAGAAGUACCAAAGCUGGAUUCAGGAUGCCUGCCGUAAUGUGGUGCACAUUUUGGAGGACAUCAAGUCCUGCAAGCCGCCAUUGGAUCAUGUCUGUGAGCUGUUGCCACGUCUGCAGCCACGUUACUAUUCCAUUUCAUCGUCCGCCAAACUACAUCCCACGGAUGUGCAUGUUACGGCUGUGCUCGUUGAAUACAAGACGGCCACGGGUCGUAUUAACAAAGGCGUUGCCACCACGUAUCUCAAGCACAAGCAACCCAAGGAUGGCGGUGAGGAGGUCAAGGUUCCUGUCUUCAUACGCAAAUCGCAAUUCCGAUUGCCCACAAAACCCGAGACGCCCAUCAUAAUGGUGGGUCCGGGCACGGGUCUUGCUCCCUUCCGUGGCUUCAUCCAAGAGCGUCAGCAUCUGCGUGAUGAGGGCAAAACGGUGGGAGAGUCUGUGCUUUACUUUGGCUGCCGCAAGAGCAGCGAAGAUUACAUCUACGAGACCGAGCUGGCGGAGUGGGUCAAGAAGGGCACGCUCAACCUGAAGGCAGCUUUCUCACGUGACCAGGAGAAGAAGAUUUACGUACAGCAUUUGCUGGAACAGGAUGCGGAUCUAAUAUGGGAUGUGAUUGGCGAGAAGAAGGGACACUUUUACAUUUGCGGUGAUGCCAAGAACAUGGCCGUAGAUGUUAGAAAUAUUCUGACGAAAAUCUUGUCCACAAAAGGCAAUAUGAGCGAGCCGGAUGCCGUGCAGUAUCUGAAGAAGAUGGAAGCACAGAAACGCUACUCAGCCGAUGUCUGGAGUUAAUCGCUUCAAUCCAUCAUUCUCGCCUCCCCCCUCUCACUCAGCAUUGGUCAAGUCGCGGAACAAAGGAACACAGCAAUGAAUAACUAGAAGCCGCACAUUUACAUAAGCGUAAAGUCGUACAGUUUUAGUUAAUUAAGCUAUAUAAAUUAAUUAUAUAAAUCGGUUUGGGAACUCCAGCUGCGGUUCAACAAACAGCGUUUAUGUAACGAUUAUGCCUAAUUCUAGUGUUAAAUUGAUUGAUUAUAUAAAUAUUACGAUGAUGAGAAUGCCUUUAAAUAAUAUUGUGAGAAAAUAAUUGAUGUGAGAUAUUGAUAUUGAUGAUUGUAAUAAUUAUAAGUAGUUCUUUUUGCAUGUAUGCAAUUGAGUUGAAAUGUUGAAAUGUUUUUACGCAGCAUUUUUAUUUAAUUUGCGUAUUUUCUAUGGUGAUUUCAUAAACACAAGAGACAAUUUGUGCAAUUUUAAACAACAUAAAAUUGUAUUUUAUAUAAACGAAUAAAAAAAUAUUUUAC
Messenger RNA from Drosophila innubila, 3049 nucleotides. RefSeq names its product NADPH--cytochrome P450 reductase (gene Cpr). Gene Ontology annotation, molecular function: NADPH-hemoprotein reductase activity; FMN binding; flavin adenine dinucleotide binding. The record is from RefSeq and is a predicted model, not a curated record. Bases 498 to 2540 code for a protein of 680 amino acids. Gene Ontology annotation, biological process: response to hormone. NCBI's taxonomy places the organism in Eukaryota, Metazoa, Arthropoda, Insecta, Diptera, Drosophilidae. The transcript is spliced from 6 exons. Gene Ontology annotation, cellular component: cytosol.